UUUGACUCUCUCACUAAAACUAUUGCUCUAGAAGCACUUCUCUCUCUAAGACACUGACUUGAUCGUCGGAGGGCUAACGGGCCCAGGCGCCCGCCUCUGUGCUCGUGUGUGUAGGCAAGCGCCAGACAGAAGGAGCGUGGCCGCGUCGGCAAUGUGUCGAGGCUUAAACAAUUGGCGCGCCAAAUAGGGGAAUAUAACCAAGAAUCAUGAGUGAGGAGGCGCCUAUGAGUGGAGAGAGAGAGGAAAUUACGGAAGAACGGUCUGGGCAGAUGAGACGGCUGACGCCCGAGAUGGACGAAGAUGAGGAAAGUGAUGGCAUGUUUCGAGGGUCGGAAGGCGCCUCGGUCACAAAAAAGGAGAUGUUUAGGAUCAUCGAAGAUCAGGAUGAGGCAAUCGAGGCACUUUGGCGGGAGGUUGACGCCUUGAAGAGAGGUGAAAGGAUGACGCCCAGCCUAACUUCGAAGAAGAGGGAAAGAGUGGCGGAGACGGAAAGCGAGUCAGGGCAUUUGAGGCGCCCAACCUUUGAGGCGCCCAAGCUUAUGGCACCCCUAUGAUCGCGGUGGGCUGGACACCAGUGGAUGGAAGGGAGGAAUUCUGGGGCGCCUAUCACGCCACUGCCCCGUGAGGUAGCCCCUGGCGCGGAAUAUACUGAUAGAGCCCGC
Messenger RNA from Linum trigynum, 662 nucleotides. The record is from the annotation of a GenBank genome assembly. NCBI's taxonomy places the organism in Eukaryota, Viridiplantae, Streptophyta, Magnoliopsida, Malpighiales, Linaceae.